ACUUCAUCGACAUACUUUCUAGACAAUAUUAUGGGUACAUUCUGUGGUACAUACUCUCCAAAUCUACAAGUUUAAGAUACUUUGUUUUUGACAGACACGAUACAAAACUUACUGUUACCCUCCAAUAACAGCAACAUUAAAUAUUGUUACACACCCUCCAAUAACAACUGGGUUAUUGAGGUUAGAGCGAACGGCUUUUCAUUCACGAUGCUUAGAUCGAUCAAUCCCACAAUCCUCUGCUGACAUUCUUUAGCAAAAAUGGCGAAUGUUGCACCUGACUACGACAAGGCAGGAGAUGGUGAAGAUGUCAAAGUGAAAGUAAUAUGUCUAGGAGACAGUGCGGUUGGCAAGUCAAAGUUGGUGGAAAGGUUCCUCAUGGAUGGAUACAAACCACAACAGCUGUCGACAUUUGCCCUUACACUUUUUAACUACGAAACAGAAGUUAACAACCAGAAAGUAUCUGUCGAUUUCUGGGACACAGCAGGCCAGGAGAGAUUUAAUAAUAUGCAUCCAUCCUAUUACCACCAAGCACAUGCCUGUAUACUGGUUUUUGAUUCGACGAGAAAAGUAACAUAUAAAAAUUUAUCAAACUGGCUAAAAGAAUUACAAGAGUAUCGACCAGAAAUCCCCUGUCUAGUAGCGGGUAACAAAAUAGAUGAUGUGUUACAGAUAUUUAUAUGUUUAUGUAUAAUGUUACAGAUGUUUAAGGAUGCUAUACGAGCAGCCGUGGCCUACAAGUCCGAUUCCACUGACUUUAUGGAUGAGAUCAUGAGGGAACUUGAGAACUUUGAGUUGGAGACAGAGCAGAAAGACAGUGGACUGGAAUCAGAAGGAAAUUCAGAGGAUAAAGAGGAAGGAAACAAGGACAAAACUGACAGCUGAGGUCAAAGGUCAAGGUCAUCUGACCUUACCUUCUUUAUGUUGACUAAGUUAUGCAUCUAUUUAUUGACAUUUUUUUGAAAGACAAGCAAACAAUAUCAUGGAAUUAUAGCUGCUAAGCAGCCACAAGUCUUGCCUGUACUCCUCCACUGUCUAAACAGACCCUACAGGCCACAGAUCUAUCUAAUGUAAACUGUGUGAUAUUGUUAGACUGGUGUUUGAUGAUGUUGGAUGAACAGGGGGAGACAAAUCAUGUCGACUGUGUGAUGGUUUCAGUCUGGUGUGUUAUAUUGAUCGAUCAAAGGGGAGACAACCAUUGUUUACUGUGUGAUGUCAGGUUGGUCUGUUGUAGGAAUAGAUCAAAGGAGAGACAACUCUUGUUAACUGUGUAAUGUCCGGUUGGUCUGUUGUAGCAAUAGAUCAAAGGGGAGACAACCAUUGUUUACUGUGUGAUGUCAGGUUGGUCUGUUGUAGGAAUAGAUCAAAGGAGAGACAACUCUUGUUUACUGUGUGAUGUCAGGUUGGUCUGUUGUAGCAACAGAUCAAAGGGGAGACAACACUUGUUAACUGUGUGGUGUCAGGUUGGUCUGUUGUAGCAAUAGAUCAAAGGGGAGACAACUCUUGUUUACUGUGUGGUGUCAGGUUGGUCUGUUGUAGCAACAGAUCAAAGGGGAGACAACUCUUGUUUACUGUGUGAUGUCAGGUUGGUCUGUUGUAGCAAUAGAUCAAAGGGGAGACAACUCUUGUUUACUGUGUGGUGUCAGGUUGGUCUGUUGUAGCAACAGAUCAAAGGGGAGACAACUCUUGUUUACUGUGUGAUGUCAGGUUGGUCUGUUGUAGCAAUAGAUCAAAGGGGAGACAACUCUUGUUUACUGUGUGGUGUCAGGUUGGUCUGUUGUAGCAACAGAUCAAAGGGGAGACAACUCUUGUUUACUGUGUGAUGUCAGGUUGGUCUGUUGUAGCAAUAGAUCAAAGGGGAGACAACUCUUGUUUACUGUGUGGUGUCAGGUUGGUCUGUUGUAGCAACAGAUCAAAGGGGAGACAACUCUUGUUUACUGUGUGAUGUCAGGUUGGUCUGUUGUAGCAAUAGAUCAAAGGGGAGACAACUCUUGUUUACUGUGUGGUGUCAGGUUGGUCUGUUGUAGCAACAGAUCAAAGGGGAGACAACUCUUGUUUACUGUGUGAUGUCAGGUUGGUCUGUUGUAGCAAUAGAUCAAAGGGGAGACAACCAUUGUUUACUGUGUGAUGUCAGGUUGGUCUGUUGUAGCAAUAGAUCAAAGGGGAGACAACUCUUAUUAACUGUGGUGUCAGGUUAGUCUGUUGUAGCAAUAGAUCAAAGGGGAGACAACCAUUGUUUACUGUGUGAUGUCAGGUUGGUCUGUUGUAGCAACAGAUCAAAGGGGAGACAACUCUUGUCAACUGUGGUGUCAGGUUGGUCUGUUGUAGCAACAAUCAAAGAGGAGACAACUCCUGUUAACUGUGUGAUAUUUUCAGACUGGUUUGUUAGUGAUAGAUCAACAGGGAUUCAUGUGAACUUGUUAACUGUAUGAUGUUGUUAGACUGGUGUGUUAUAGUGAUGAAUCAUUGGGGAACAUUAACACCUCCUUGUAGUAGGUUGUUGAUCUUACAAAGAAUUGAGAAAUUGAGGAGUAAGGUUUGUGUAUAAUCCUUAGACAACAAUAGCACGUUUGUGUUACCAGUCUGAGAGAUAUAUGUGGUUUGUGUUAUCAUCAGCCCGAGAGCUAUAGCUUGUCUGUGUUAUCAGCCUGAGAGCUAUAGCUUGUCUGUGUUAUCAGCCUGAGAGCUAUAGCUUGUCUGUAUUAUCAGCCGGUGAGCUAAAGCUAGUCUGUGUUAUCAGCCGGUGAGCUAAAGCUGGUCUGUGUUAUCAGCCGGAGAGCUAUAGCUUGUCUGUGUUAUCAGCCUGAGAGCUAUAGCUUGUCUGUAUUAUCAGCCGGUGAGCUAAAGCUAGUCUGUGUUAUCAGCCGGUGAGCUAAAGCUGGUCUGUGUUAUCAGCCGGAGAGCUAUAGCUUGUCUGUGUUAUCAGCCUGAGAGCUAUAGCUUGUCUGUAUUAUCAGCCGGUGAGCUAAAGCUAGUCUGUGUUAUCAGCCGGUGAGCUAAAGCUGGUCUGUGUUAUCAGCCGGAGAGCUAUAGCUUGUCUGUGUUAUCAGCCUGAGAGCUAUAGCUUGUCUGUAUUAUCAGCCGGUGAGCUAAAGCUAGUCUGUGUUAUCAGCCGGUGAGCUAAAGCUAGUCUGUGUUAUCAGCCGGUGAGCUAAAGCUUGUCUGUGUUAUCAGCCUGAGAGCUUUAGCUGGUCUGUAUUAUCAGCCGGUGAGCUAAAGCUGGUCUGUGUUAUCAGCCAGAAAGCUAUAGCUGGUCUGUGUUAUCAGCCAGAGCACUAUAGCUGGUCUGUGUUAUCAGCCAGAGAGCUAAAGCUGGUCUGUGUUAUCAGCCAGAGAGAUAUAGCUGGUCUGUGUUAUCAGCCUGAGAGCUAUAGCUAGUCUGUGUUAUCAGCCUGAGAGCUAUACCUGGUCAGUGUAAUCAGCCUGAGAGCUAUACCUGGUGUGUGUUAUCAGCCUGAGAGCUAUACCUGGUCUGUGUUAUCAGCCAGAGAGCUAUAGCUGGUCUGUGUUAUCAGCCUAAGAGCUAUAGCUAGUCUGUGUUAUCAGCCUGAGAGCCAUACCUGGUCUGUGUAAUCAGCCGGAGAGCUAUACCUGGUGUGUGUUAUCAGCCUGAGAGCUAUACCUGGUCUGUGUUAUCAGCCUGAGAGCUAUAGCUAGUCUGUGUUAGCAGCCUGAGAGCUAUAGCUAGUCUGUGUUAUCAGUCUGAGAGCUAUACCUGGUCUGUGUUAUCAGCAUGAGAGCUAUAGCUGGUCUGUGUUAUCAGGCAGAGAGCUAUACCUGGUCUGUGUUAUCAUCCCGAGAGCUAUACCUGGUCUAUGUUAUCAGCCUGAGAGCUAUAGCUAGUCUAUGUUAUCAGCCAGAGAGAUAUACCUGGUCUGUGUUUUCAGCCUUAGAGCUAUAGCUGGUCCGGUUAUCAGCCAGAGAGAUAUAGCUGGUCUGUGUUAUCAUCAGCCUGAGAGAUAUACCUGGUCUUUGUUAUCAUCCUGAGAGCUAUAGCUUGGUGAUGUUAUCCUAGAAUGAGUGCUUUAUUUCAUGCUGAUGGUGGUGUAAUUGAACUUUUGUUGAUGAUUUUCAUUCCUGUAGUUAAUAAAUUCGAUUUUAUCUUCUUUUUCUGAAUUUUGCAAUAAGAAGUUCUCAGAUUGUAAGACAUGCUUAACUAUCAGUUGUCUGUUUAAAUGCAGUAGAAGCCCCCACUGGUUUGAUUAGAGAGUAUGCAUUAGUCAUUCAUUUAUAUUUUACAAUGUUACGGUUGUGUAUUUGUAGUAUCAUGCUGAUAAUAUCAAAAUUUGUAGCAUACCAAAGCUGUUAUCAUAUGGUUGUCUGUUUAGUUGCAUGUAUACGUGCUGGAAUUGCCAAAUUUGUGUUUGUUUUGUAGAUAUAGCAACACCGCAUUCAACACUUUUUAAUUUUUUCUCUGAUUGAUUUCUCAUACAUAAAGUACAAAAUUAAAACAGAUUUUUUCUUGUACUAUUCUAAUAUUGAAGUAUAUUUUGUUUAGAAAAUGCAUCAGAAGGAUUCAAAGUAAAUACUUUGGAUUAAAAUGUGAAAAAAAAUAACUUGAACUUCAUUUUGAAAGUGCUGUUCAACAUGUAAGGACUAUCAAGGUCCAUCCUAUAGAUUUAAUGUGUUUGGUUCAGAAAUCAAAAUCGCAUGCAUAGAAUCUUGUUGAAAUUUUUAAAAAAAACUCAGGUUUUCCUAGAAAAUAUUUGUAUUUUGUGGUAUAAUUGUACAUACCUACAACAAAACAAAACCUAGUGAUUUGUGAUCUUGAAUAAUCUAGCUAUAUUGGAACUAUACAAACUAUUUUUUGUGUACCAUAUGAAACAUGUCAUAUUUUCCCCAGUGUUACGAAGUACAACCAUGAGAGGAAAGUUAGAUUAUGACACACUACCCAGGUCCCUUCGUGAGUACCACUCUAUCAGAGAUCACUGUUUACAAGUGAUAUAGAGUCACAAGCUUCGCUGUGAUGUACAUGUAUCUAUUGUACAACAUGAUUCAUGGACUGGUGGAAUGUGACAGUAUUGUAAGGACACGUGUGAUUGGAAGAGUUUAAAGAAAUUAAAAAAAAAAGAUCUGCAUUGUGUAGAGCAGGAUUUCAUUGGAGGAAUAGAAGGAAGCAUUUUGAUUGGUGGAUGUAUUAGUGUGACCGGAAUGUAAAGAAGUAUUUGAUUGGUAGAGCUAGGAUUUUGAUUGGAAUGAAAGGAAGCAUUUGAUUGGAAGAAUGAGGAUUUUGAUUGUUAUGAAAGAAAGCAUUUGAUUGGAAGAAUGAGGAUUUUGAUUGUUAUAAAAGGAAGCAUUUGAUUGGUAGAAUGAGAAUUUCGAUUGUUAUGAAAGGAAGCAUUUGAUUGGCAGAAUGAGAAUUUUGAUUGUUAUGAAAGGAAGCAUUUGAUUGGUAGAAUGAGGAUUUUGAUUGUUAUGAAAGGAAGCAUUUGAUUGGUAGAGAUUAGUCAAAGGGGCUGGGUGUCGGGUGGAUGUUUACUGAAAUUAAUAGGCAUUGUAUUGUUCAUUGUGAAACACAUUCAAUAGAAUAUAUGUGCCCAUGUGGUCAAUUAAGACCUUUGCCAAUGUUAGGUCCAUGUGGUCAAUUAAGACCUUUGCCAAUGUUAGGUCCAUGUGGUUGGUGAUGGGACCAAACCGUCAUGUAGAGAGAAUGUUGUACCUACAGAUUGUUGUAUUGAGGUUUGGUCUCCUAAGUAAGUGUAUGUGAGACCAUUUUUAUGUGUAGCCUUUGAUUACAUUCAUGUCUUGUUUGUCGAGUUACUUCACCCUUGGUGGAUAGACGAUGUCCUUUAGAAUAUCCACACUUGUAAUUUCUGACAAGGGUGCCUACCUGCUGAAAUAUUAACUAUUUACAUGUCUGUGGCAAUUCAUGUUAAUUUUGAGCACCAAUAAAAUCUCUGCAGUGUUAAUUUUGGACCCAUAUCUCUGCUAAUUUUUAUUUGGAACACAUACAGUAUGUGCUAAUGUUGAUUCGUACACAUAUCUGUGCUAAUGUUGAACAGACACCUGUGCUAAUAUUAAUUUGUAACAGAUAUCAGUAAUUAUUUUGAACAAAUUUCUUAUCAAAUUUGAAAAGAUAUCUAUGCUAAUAAUUUUAACUGAAUUCUGCUGUUAAUUUUGUACACACAUCUGUGAUAUUAUCUCAGAUCACAUGUCUGUAUAAAUAUUACCUAGAAAUAAAAUAACUUGUGACUAAGACGCGAUUUGAUGGACCAGACUGACUAGUCUGUUGUGCAUCAGUAAUUACUGCACAUUAGUUUUUGUGAUUAUGUUUUUUAGACCAUUAAAACGGAAAUUCAUAGA
This is a messenger RNA of Mizuhopecten yessoensis (Yesso scallop), 6300 nucleotides long. Its product is annotated as rab-like protein 2B. The record is from RefSeq and is a predicted model, not a curated record. The coding region runs from base 259 to 882 and encodes 207 amino acids. Gene Ontology annotation, cellular component: endosome; Golgi apparatus. NCBI's taxonomy places the organism in Eukaryota, Metazoa, Mollusca, Bivalvia, Pectinida, Pectinidae. Gene Ontology annotation, molecular function: GTP binding; GTPase activity. The transcript has 8 exons.